This is a messenger RNA of Haliotis rufescens (red abalone), 3085 nucleotides long. RefSeq names its product protein Wiz-like. The record is from RefSeq and is a predicted model, not a curated record. Bases 98 to 568 code for a protein of 156 amino acids. Lineage: Eukaryota; Metazoa; Mollusca; Gastropoda; Lepetellida; Haliotidae. The transcript is spliced from 4 exons.
AGUCAUGCUUAUGUCACUUCCUAGAUACCGCUAGCGUCCUUCACAACAGAAGUAACAACAACUGACCAGAUCAGAACAGAUCUACAAUUUCGGAGAAAUGAAGGCCCUUCUCUGUGCUAUCGUCCUGGGGACUACAUUCGGCUAUGGUACCUGCGAAAUGUGUGGGUUCUACUACAAUUGUAAAUAUGGAUGCUGCGACCAUGGCACCCAAUGCUGUUCUCGAUACAUCAGUUUUAACUAUAAUGUGUAUGUGGGCGUCGGCGUGACGGUUGCCAUAGUUACCACCAUCGGGGCCAUCGCCGUCAUCAUAUACUUGUUGAAGAGGAAGACCCGACCCGGUCGGGUGAUCACCGCACAUCAACCAGGCCCCAGUGUCGUAGCCCACUCUAGCGUCACGACAACAAACAACAUGGGACAAGUUCAGAGUAGCUCGUCUGUCUACCCCCCUCCAGUAGGAGCCCCUGGGUACGACCCAACCCUCUCUCCCCCCGUCUACUAUCCUCCAGGGGCUGCGGCCCCACCCCCGGGAUACAGCUCCUACCCUCCACCCUACCAGGGUAAAUCCUAAACCGCUAUCAGAUCUACUGGAUCUCUCUGCUGAACUGAUUGUCCUCUCUCCAUCACUGCACAGUGAUACAGUAAACUACGGUUAUAAGGAACACGUUUAUAACGAACUGACCGAUAUAACGAACUUAUUUUUUAGUCCCGGCCAUUUGUUGUAUAUAUGGUGUAUAUAUGCUUAUAACGAACUACGGUUAUAACGAACCAAAUUUUGUGGUUCCUUUGAGUUCGUUAUAACCGUAGUUUACUAUAUGUUAAAAAUACAAUAAUGCACAGCAAUAUAAACUCUAGGAACCUUAGUAGAUUUCGAUGUUAGCUGACGUUGUAUCUACAACACCAUAAAUAAAGUAAACUUCGUUUAUAACGAACACGCUUAUAACGAACUGACGGAUACAACAAACUGGCCUUUUUGGCCCCGGCCAGUUGCUGUGUACACGUUGCAUAUAUGCUUAUAACGAACAAUGGUCAUAACGAACUAAAGUUAGCAGUCCCUUUGAGUUCGUUAUAACCGUUGUUUACUGUAUAUACUAAUGACUAGUAGGACGAUUGGCAAGGUUUAUACACGUUUUCUCUCUGCACAUUGUAUUUAUCUUUUAAACUGAAAUAUUUCGUGGGCUUCCAAUAAUAAACUCUGCCCUGAAAGCCUCACCAUGGUGUUCUGAAAGAGAUCACUCAUAACCUGUGAAAUACAGUAAACUACGGUUAUAACGAACACGUUUAUAACGAACUGGCCGAUAUAACGAACUUAUUCUUUUGUCCCGGCCAUUUGUUGUAUAUAUGCUGUAUAUAUGCUGAUAACGAACUACGGUUAUAACGAACCAAAAUUAGUGGUCCCUUUGAGUUCGUUAUAACCGUAGUUUACUGUAUAUUUAUAACGUUAGUUACCGGUUGGGCAGGCACGCCUUCCCUUUCCACGAACGACUGGUGUCAUCAAUGAUUUUCAGUGAUCCAUUCAUAUAAUUAUUACCGGAAGUUGCCUUUCACGUCCAAUGGAAUUUGUUUUGUCGAAUAAUUUUGACCGGUUAUUCUCUUGCGUUUUAUAUUAUUCCUUUCAUUGGCCAUCCAGUUUAAUAUAGGAGGUGAAAUUAUUCUUGAAACAAGUAACAAAGACGUCUUAUAUUUCUUAACCUUAGAGGGGCGGUCGGGUAGCCUAGUGGUUAAAGCGUUCGCUCGUCACACCGAAGACCCGGGUUCGAUUCCCGACAUGGGUACAAUGUGUGAAGCCCAUUUCUGGUGUCCCCCGCCGUGAUAUUGCUGGAAUAUUGCUUAAAGCGGCGUAAAACCAUACUCACUCACUCACUUUUAACCUUAGAAACACAUUCAAGACAAUGUGUUUUGGCAAAACAGCCGAAAUUAUGAGUUUAUUCGAAAUACAUUCGAAAUACAUUCUAAGUAUUCGAACUGCAUUCUGUUUGAAUUCUUGGAGGUUCGAAACAUAUUCGGCGGCCACCCCGGGAGCGUUCUGACUGUAUUCGAGGUGAAAUCGUACAGCAUUCGAGGCACCUUUCAACCAGACAUCGGGCGGUAUUCGGGCAGCAAUCGUAUGGCAUACGAAGCACAUUCCUAAUAUUCUGACUGCAUUCUAACAUCAUUCUAAUAUUCCUACUGUGUUCCAACUGCAUUCGAGAGCCAAUACACCCGGAAUGUGCAAGAAUCAUUUGAGGCGGGUUCGAAACGCAUUCUAUGUCUUCGAACGGCGUUCUUACAAAACUUGGUCUAUUUGAAAUUCCCUCCCGAAUGUGGCACGAAUUUUGAAAUGCUUCAUUCCGGCUGGUUCUGCUUGAUUCCGAAUAUGUGUGACGGGGGCAUAAAUCGCAAGAUAUACUGUUGAAAUUGGGGUUAUCCCAUUUACUCAAUGUGGAAUAAUCCCCUGAGCACCGUCUGUUGUAUAUAGUCUGGUUUGAAUAUAGAGGCCAUUGUGUGAUGUAUAUCAGCUGUCCACUCACUUGUUCAUAUUGUCGUAACUGCUUUCGGGCGUCCAGUGCGCCCCUAAUACAGUUACUAAAUUAUUGCCGUUCCUGGUCUUUGUGGUCAAUUACGCCCUGACAUUGUCACUCGCCUUGUCCGCCGCGGCUCGGCUCCGUCAAGGAGUGAUUGGUCUAACGACCCUUACUCCAAGUUGUCUCUAUCAGCAUUCACACACGCAUAAUAAAGAAACGCAACACCAGUUUUAUACUCACACGGUCUGAUUCGUAUUUUGGCACAUAACGUAUAGAUAAGGGGACGAGUCUUCUUGCAGGUUACGGAAAGGAGCGAGUGGUGACGAAUGCUAUCGCCCAUUUAAAAUGCAUUGACAAGCCAUAUCAGCUCUGCAGGGUGUUGUUUUAAGGGUCUGGUUAUGACACCCCGUUAUAUGACCGCCUCUAUGUUGAUUUUAUCGCACGUGCGAGAUGCUUCAUAUCAGUGAUAGGUAUAUGGUAAUGCGUGUUAUUACUGCAGAUGUUAUCCUUCCUCUCUGAACAUUCUGGAAAUAUGAAAUAUGAACAUUGCUUUAAUUUUUUGGAUAAUAAACGUAAACUCACCA